Messenger RNA from Ceutorhynchus assimilis (cabbage seed weevil), 1329 nucleotides. Lineage: Eukaryota; Metazoa; Arthropoda; Insecta; Coleoptera; Curculionidae. The record is from the annotation of a GenBank genome assembly.
AUGUCCUGCAAAUAUGGAGAAAGAGGUUCUUUGACGGCAAUUUGCACCAAUGCCACACCGAUUUUUUUCAAGGACACGACGUACCGCUUCGACCAUUUAGACGAAACCUUAUUGUGCGUAAACUGCAGAUUGACUCAUUUGAGUUUGGGUAGCUUCGAUGUCAGCGGCAACAGAAUCCAGACUUUGAACAUAAGCAAUAGCCAGAUAAAGACUAUAGAAGAAAAAGCGUUUACCGGCCUGAUUUUUAUGGAAAAGUUGAUUUUGUCGGACAAUGCGAUUUCGAAAAUAGAGCAAAGAGCUUUUUUCGGUACUAGAAAAACUAAGCAGCUUUAUAUGGAGAAUGCUUUGGAAGGUCCUUUGCCGAAUUAUGUGUUCCAAGAAUUACAUCAGUUGAGGGAAUUGUACCUGAAGAAUAAUUCUCUGGCUAUUUUAGAGCAAAAUACUUUUUAUGGCUUGGGGAGUUUAACAUAUUUAGACUUAAGUUAUAAUAAAUUAAGAAUUAUAAAUAAUUCUUUAUCUUCCUUGAGUAGCCUCAAGGUUUUGCUUUUGAACAAUAAUGAAAUAUUUAAAAUUACUUCCUCAGAUUUUUAUCCAUUACAAAACCUUUUAGACUUGGAUUUAUCAGACAACAUUAUUGGUAGUUUUCUAAUUAAUUUUACGCACACUAACAGCCUAAAGAAAUUGAAUUUGUCAAAAAACCAUUUAGGCAAUGAAGUAGUAAAAAUAGGUAUUUUCCAACAUUUACAUAAUUUGGAAAUUUUAGAUUUAUCUUUGAAUUGGUUCAAAACAAUACCACCGAAACUUUUCAUGGGGCUCUACAAUUUGAGAGAACUAAACCUGGCAAGUAAUUCCAUAACAAAAUUUCAAUCUGGAGCUUUCACUGGCCUGCCAAAUUUACGACUAAUCAACGUAUCGCACAACAACAUAGAAAUAGCUGAUAUAACAGGAAAACUAUCUCUACGUCAACUGCACGUGCUGGAUAUUUCCGAAAACAAAAUUUCCAAUUUCGAUAUAGUCAAAUUUCUGCAACGGCUUCCGAAAAUCACCAAAAUAGAUUUGAGGGAGAAUUCUAUGGAUUGCGUGAAACGUCGAUUGGUUUACGAUUAUUUGAAAGAUGAAAAUAUUCAAGUUGAAGCUAGUGUUGAGUUUUGUCCCAAAUUAAGUGAGGCUGCUUAUAAAGAGUUCUAUCAAGAUGUGAAUGAAGAAAUUGAAGAUUUAAAAAAGGGCAGUCCUGUGAUUACUUCGAUGAAAGUUGUAUUUUUGUUGUUGGUGAUAUUGUCGAUAGGGUUGUUGUAUUAUGUGCAUUUAUUUAUUGUUCGUAGGAAAUAG